UUUGGAUGCCCUGUGGGAGGUUGCGUCUUUGACAUGGAUGAUGUGUUUGGUCGUCUUCUACAGCCCCAGGCAACAGUGUGUGUGCUACAAACGAUAGAGGAGUUAACUGUGGGAAGGGACAAGGCGAGUGGCUACGUCACGAUAAGGAGCUGGUUUACAAAUGUUUGUAUCUCGUGCCAGUGAUCCAAGGCUGGGGAAGCCCAGUAGCCCGACAGUGGAAAACAUUACUUUUCUUUUAAAACCCGGUUCAAGAAGAACAAGCAGUCAAUGUAUAUUGGACCGAGCUCCCUGGUUAUUUAGCACUGAGCCUUUUAUCACGCUGAAAACAUGGUGUGAGGGUUGGUAGACGAGGCCCCCCCGGUCCCCAGCAGAAGAGGGUGUCAGGAUGACCUCGGAGGAGAUGACGGCGUCCGUGCUGGUCUCUGCGGCGCGGGGUGAAGCGAUCCCCCCUCCAUCAGCUGCAGAGGAGAAGGCUGAACGUGCCUUGGACACCAGCGUUAUGAGGAGCCCCCCUGGCAGCCCGGGGCAGCCAGCCACAGCCGUGCUCUCCUACUCACACAAGCUCGAAGGAGAAAGUCUUCAGGGCUCCGUGCCCAAAAUUCUCUCUCUGGCGGAAGAACAACAGACUAAUGACAAUGGUAAUGAAAACUUCUGGGAGAGGAGCAGCUCCAUCCCUGAGUCAGUGGAAUUUCUUAACGUUAACUGUAACAUUGUACAGAAAAACUACAAGAGUAAUAUCCCAUGCAGCCAGUUGUGCAAACCUUGUGAUCCUUUAGCGGGGGCAGAGGCGUGCCUGGAAACUGGAAUUCCCGUGUCACUGGAGAGAGCCAUGCUUGCUGAAAUACAGCUGAACAUGAAUGGACCUUCGUUAAGAACCCAGACAGCAGUAAAUAAGAAUGACAGCAACGAUGCUGAUAAAGUGGCCUUUUUUCACUUUCACUGUGCUAGCGACAGGAACGUGUCCAAGGCUCUGUGUGGUUUGCACAACGGCUUCAUUUUGGGUGACUGCUUGCAGGCUGUGAGCGACGGCCCCACCAGCGCUCCCCCCGCCUGCUCCUGCAGGUUGGUGGGGCUGGCAAAUCACUGUGAGAACCAGAACGGGCAGCAGUUGUAUGAGGACGCUUUACGGGAUAAGUAUUUCUGUCUGGAAAGAGCCUCUCGAAAGGUUAAAGUGGCCUGUGCAGGUCACAGCUUCUGUGGAAAUAACUUUACUGGAAGAAUGCCCUCAAAACCCUUUCUGAGCCAUUUUGAAGACUGUAAUGAUAACUGUGAAGAAGAGAUGGAAGAGGAUUUUUUUAGAAACAAAAAGGAACGUUCUACUUUAUUAAUAAGACGUUUCUGUAAAAAUGAUAAAGAGGUUAAAAAGUCAGUUUAUACUGGAACGAGAGCAAUUGUCAGGACUUUACCUUCAGGACACAUAGGAAACGCUGCUUGGAAUUACGUUGAGCAAAGGAGAAACAACAGUGGCUUGAAGCUUUCUAGGAUUAUGACAGAACAGCUAACUAUAAUUCAGCCCUUAAUAAAAUGGGAAUUUCAUUCCUUUCUUGAGAAGUCUUUAUGGUAUGAGGUCUUCAAUGCAGUGAGAGAAGAAGAAGGAGCAGAAGAUAUUUUUGACUAUUUUCCCUCCCUUGUGAGAACGCUCCCGCUGCGUGAUACGCACUGUUUGUGCAAAGAUGAUGGUGUUUGUGUAAGACCAUGUGGAACAGGUGCUCACUGUGGAUACCGUGCCACCACACAGAGGACUGCCCUCUCUAACUAUAUAACUGGUGCUUUACUGGAAGCAACUACAUCAUUAGGAGCAAGGAGUGGUCUUUUAAAUAUCUUUGGAGGAUCAACUGGAAGAACAAUGCUUAAAGAACGCCAAGCGUGUACAUCUAUGGCCAGCCCCAGCGCCCUUCCCUCCAGCGUGGCCGGCAUCAGCAAGGAGCUGAUGGAGCUGCAGCACCUCAUCCAGUUCCCCGAGGAGGUGGCCAGCAUCCUGACGGAGCAGGAGCAGGACCUCUACCGCAAAGUGCUGCCCAUCGACUACCUCUGCUUCCUCACCAGGGACCUGGGCAGCGCCGAGUGCCAGAGCAAGCUGUCCUCCAUCAGAGCCUCCAUCUCUGCUACUGUUCUGUCCUCCCCCAACGGGGAGCAUAAUGCUGUGGAAGAUCUCGUGACGAGGUUUAAUGAGGUGAGCUCCUGGGUUACCUGGCUGAUCCUGACGGCGGGUUCCAUGGAGGAGAAACGGGAAGUCUUCUCAUACUUAGUACAUGUGGCAAAAUGCUGCUGGAAUAUGGGCAACUACAAUGCUGUGAUGGAGUUUCUGGCAGGGCUAAGGUCAAGAAAAGUCUUAAAAAUGUGGCAAUUUAUGGACCAGUCUGAUAUUGAAACCAUGCGCAGUCUGAAAGAUGCGAUGGCACAACACGAGUCAUCAUCCGAGUACAGGAAGGUGGUCAACAGGGCUCUCAAUAUCCCCGGCUGCAGAGUCGUGCCUUUCUGCGGGGUGUUCCUCAAGGAGCUGUGUGAGGUUUUGGAUGGAGCAUCGAGCCUCAUCAGGCUCUGUCCACGAUACAACUCCCAGGAGGAAGCGCUAGAGUUUGUUUCAGAUUACAGUGGACAAGAUAAUUUCUUGCAACGAGUAGGCCAAGAUGGUUUGAAUAAUCCAGAAAAAGAAUCAACAGCAAACAAUAUUUUUCAAACUAUUCGGAGCUGCAAUCGCAGUUUGGAAUCUGAAGAGGGUGAAGAUAAUUUUAGUGAAGGGAGUGAUUCAAGAAAAAACUCUCUGAAGGACAAAAACCGGUACCAGUUUAUAAUCGGAGACCUUUCAGACUCUGAAAACGAUAUAUUUGAGCAGCUGAAGGAGUGGGACACGAACGCAGCAGAAGAGCAGCAGAAGGCUUUCUGCCACGGGAUAGAGCUCAUUCCCUGGUACGUGCUGUCUGUCCGGGCUGAUGUCCACCAGUUCAUGCAGCAAGGGGCCACCGUCAUCCGCUACGACCAGGAGACCCAUCUCUCCGCGCGCUGCUUCCUCCAGCUGCAGCCCGACAACAGCACUUUGACUUGGACAAAGCCCACCACGGUUUGCCCUGCCAACGCCAAGGCAAAGCUGGGCGUGCAGGGUAAUACUGCUGAGCUGGGUAAAUACCAGUUUCUGGGGAACACUGGGCUGGUGGAAGGGUUUUUGGACUUGUUUUCAGCCAAGGCUGUGUACAUGGGACACUCUGGCAUUGAUAUGCACACUGUGUGUGUUCAAAAUAAACUCUGUAAUAUGUCCCUGGAAGAAAAUGGUAUAACACUACUCUAUGGACUUCAGACUACUGAUAAUAAGUUGCUGCACUUUGUUGCUCCGAAGUACACUGCCAGGAUGCUGUACGAUGGCUUGCUGGAACUGACUAAAGCUGUAAGAAAAAUGAGGAGAUUCCCUGACCAAAGACUACAGUGGCUACGGAAACAGUAUGUCAGCCUUUACCAGGAGGAUGGAAGGUUUGAGGGCCCGACGCUGGCACAGGCCGUUGAGCUGUUUGGAGGCAGACGGUGGAGCGCGAGGAGCACAAGCACAGGGACGCUCACCAAGAGCACCGAGAAACCCGCCGUGCAGAGGAACAACACUCUGGGAAUAAGCACAGCGAAGAAAAAGAAGAAAGUGCUCAUGAGGGGUGAAAGUGGAGAGGCCACUGAUGACGAAAUGGCAACUCGGAAGGCAAAAAGCUGUAAGGAAUAUCGUAAUAGGAGUGGUUCUGAUCCUCAGGAUAUUGAUGAACAAGAAGAAUCAGAUCCAAAUAUUAUUAUUAAUACUUCUCCAUCUAACAACCUGCCAUCCAGAAGAGCUCACUCUCUGACAGCAUCUGGAUCCCCUAAUCUAGGAGCUACAACACCUUCGCCAGCACGACCAGUCUCCUCUCCAGUAAUGUCUUCCAGCAAGAGUCCCUCUAGCACAUGGAGCAGCAGUAGCUGGCAUGGGCGCAUUAAAGGAGGAAUGAAGGGCUUCCAGAACUUCAUGGUGUCUGACAGUAACAUGACUUUUGUGGAGUUUGUAGAGCUCUUCAAAUCUUUCAGUGUGCGCAGCCGCAAGGAUCUCAAAGACCUUUUUGACGUCUACGCUGUGCCCUGCAAUCGGUCCGGCCUGGAGCCCGCUCCGCUUUACACCAAUCUGAAGAUUGAUGAAAAUAGCAGUGGAUUCCAGCCCGAUUUAGAUUUGUUGACUAGGAAUGUUUCAGACCUGGGUUUGUUCAUCAAGAGCAGGCAGCAGCUCUCGGACAACCAGAGGCAGAUCUCCGAUGCCAUUGCUGCUGCCAGCAUCGUGACCAAUGGUACUGGUGUUGAGAGCACGUCCCUGGGAAUAUUUGGUGUGGGGAUCCAGCAGCUAAACGACUUCCUGGUGAAUUGCCAAGGAGAACACUGCACCUAUGACGAAAUCCUCAGUAUUAUCCAGAAAUUUGAACCCAGUGUGAAUAUGUGCCAGCAGGGGCUGCUAUCUUUUGAAGGCUUUGCAAGAUUUUUGAUGGAUAAAGACAACUUUGCCUCCAAGAACGAUGAGUCACAAGAGAAUGCCGAGGACUUGCACUUCCCACUGUCCUAUUACUACAUUGAGUCCUCCCACAAUACGUACCUGACGGGCCACCAGCUCAAAGGGGAGUCCUCGGUAGAGCUCUACAGCCAGGUCCUUUUACAAGGCUGCAGGAGCGUAGAGUUGGACUGCUGGGAUGGUGACGAUGGGAUGCCCAUCAUUUAUCAUGGGCACACUCUUACUACCAAGAUCUCUUUUAAGGAGGUAGUUGAAGCCAUCGAUCGCAACGCGUUCAUCACCUCCGACAUGCCAAUCAUCAUCUCCAUAGAAAACCACUGCUCCCUGCCGCAGCAGCGCAAGAUGGCGGAGAUUUUCAAGAAUGUAUUUGGAGAUAAGCUGGUCACAAAGUUCUUAUUUGAGAGUGACUUUUCUGAUGAUCCCAUGCUUCCAUCUCCUGGCCAACUGAGAAGAAAAAUCCUGCUGAAAAACAAGAAGCUGAAAGCCCAUCAAACGCCAGUGGAUAUAUUGAAACAGAAGGCUCACCAGCUGGCACAUCUGCAGGCACAGGCCAGCAACGGUGCCAGCAACCCCACACCCAGCAACGAGGAGGAAGAAGAUGAAGAGGAUGAAUACGACUAUGACUACGAGUCUCUCUCUGAUGCUGAUGUCCUUAAUGCUUCUCCUGCUCCUAACAGCCAGGAAGAUAACAUUCUUGAAGACCGACCUGAGAAUAAAUUAUCAAGUGAUAAACUGCAGUUUGAAUAUAAUGAAGAGACUGCCAAACGAAUAAAGAAGGCUGAUUGUGCUACUUACAAUAAUAAAGGAAAGGUUUAUGACAUGGAGCUGGGUGAAGAGUUCUACCUUCCACAAAACAAGAAGGAGAGCAGACAGAUCGCCCCGGAGCUGUCGGACCUGGUCAUUUACUGCCAAGCUGUGAAGUUCCCCGGCUUGUCAACUCUCAACCCAUCUGGCUCUAGCAGAGGGAAAGAAAGAAAGAGCAGGAAGUCCAUUUUUGGCACCAACGCCGGCCGGCUGAGCCCCGGGGAGUCGGCUGCUCUCGCCAAGGCAUCUGGAAAAGGCCCUUUCGAGGUGAUGCGGCCGAGCUGGGAGGAGCCCUGCUCCCCGUACAGCUCCCCGGCCUCUCUCAGCGCCAUCAUAAGGACGCCCAAGUGCUACCACAUCUCCUCGCUCAACGAGAACGCGGCCAAGCGGCUGUGCCGGCGCUACUCCCAGAAGCUGAUCCAGCACACGGCCUGCCAGCUCCUCCGCACCUACCCCGCUGCCACCCGCAUCGACUCCUCCAACCCCCACCCGCUCAUCUUCUGGCUCCACGGCGUGCAGCUGGUGGCUCUCAACUACCAGACGGACGAUCUUCCUCUGCAGCUCAACGCCGCCAUGUUCGAGGCCAAUGGUGGCUGCGGAUACGUGCUGAAACCUCCUGUUCUGUGGGAUAAAAGCUGUUCCAUGUACCAGCAGUUUUCUCCGUUAGAAAGAGAUCUCGAUAACAAGGAGCCAGCUAUAUAUUCCCUAACAAUCGUGUCGGGGCAGAACGUGUGCCCCAGCCACAGCGCGGGGAGCCCCUGCGUGGAGCUGGACGUGCUGGGGAUGCCCCUGGACAGCUGCCACUUCCGCACCAAGCCCAUCCAUCGCAACACCCUCAACCCCAUGUGGAACGAGCAGUUCCUGUUCCGCGUCCACUUCGAGGACCUGGUCUUCCUUCGCUUCGCGGUGGUGGAAAACAACAGCUCGGCCGUCACGGCUCAGAGGAUCAUUCCCCUGAAAGCCCUAAAAAGAGGCUACAGACACGUCCAGCUCCACAACCUGCACAACGAAGCCUUAGAAAUCUCCAGUUUGUUCAUAAACAGUCGGAGGAUGGAAGAAAGUCCCUCUGGGAACGCUCUGCCUGCAUCAAUGCUGUUCAGCGCGGGGGACAGGAAAGCUGCUGUCACCCACAAAGUGACGAUCCACGGAGUCCCGGGCCCGGAGCCUUUCACCGUGUUUAGUGUCGGGGGGGGCACCACGGCCGCGCAGCUUCUCCACCAGCUCUUGGCUACCACCAAAGGCACCAAGUCAUGUGCUGCAGACUAUUUUCUGAUGGAAGAGAAAAGUUUUAUAUCUAAAGAAAAGAGCGAAUGCAGAAAACCACCCUUCCAGAGGGUGAUCGGGCCUGACGAGGGGCUGGUGCAGCUUCUGAACAGUUGGUUUCCAGAAGAAGGAUACGUUGGAAGGAUUCUCUUUAAAACCCGAGAGGAAAAUUUAAAUGAGAGGAACGUCUUUCAGGAAGGCAGGGAAGAGGCAGCCCUGGGCCCCGAGGAGGACAGUUUCUUCGUCCAGGUACACGAUGUGUCCCCGGAGCAGCCCCGCACCGUCAUCAAAGCCCCGCGGCUCAGCACGGCGCAGGACGUCAUACAGCAGACUCUUUGCAAAGCCAAAUACUCCUACAGCAUCCUGAGCAACCCCAACCCCAGCGAUUACGUGCUGCUGGAAGAGGUGACGAAGGAGCCGGCCAACAAGAAGUCCUCAGCAUCUAAACCCUCGCAGAGGAUUCUCUCCGAUCAAGAGUGUGUGUUCCAGGCCCAAAGCAAGUGGAAGGGAGCAGGAAAAUUUAUCCUUAAACUCAAAGAACAGGUUCAGGCAGCCCGUGAUGACAAGAGGAAAGGCCUGUCCUUCACCAGCGAGCUGCGGAAGCUGACCAAGGCCAGCCGGCAGUACCGGGGGCUCUCCUCGCCCCCCCUGGGGGUGCCACCCGAGGGGGCGCAGCGCGAGGACAGGGCCCCCUGCGGGGUGACCCUCGGGGACACCGUGGAGUGAGGAGCCGCUGCCCUGGGCACGGGCCCUGCAGGGCCGCCGGAGGAGCCGGGCCAGCCCCGGGCGCUGCCGCGGGAGCCGGGACGGAGCGGAGCGGGGAGAGGCCGGGGACCCCCCCGGCUGCCGGCGGGACGUCUCCUGGACCGGGGGCUGCAAACACCCCCCUUCUGCAGGAAAAGCUGAUCUCAGCUGGUUGCCCCCCCGGGGCGACUGAAGGCAGAGAACCAGAGGGUUCUUUUACGUGUAUUAUAUUAAAAUAAUGCACUUUUACCCGAAGAUUUCUGUUAAACACUGUGUUAAGUGAUUGUAAAGAGAUUUAAAUAUUCUGUACCUUCCCUGCAUGUCUGUGUAACUCUGGGGAAUAUACACAAAACGCUCUAAUUAUUUAUGGCUUAUCUACUUUAACAAAAUAAUGAUGUACAAUAGCUAAGUACACCUAACAGGUAGUGAUACUUUGACAAAGAACAACAUUUUCUUCUUAUAAAUUCUAGUUUUCCAGGCUUGUGUUUAGUAUUUAUUACCGUGUUCCAAAGUACAUGCCACUGUAUAAUAUAUUUAUCAUAUGCUACUUUUUAGAAAAUGCAGAAUUUUUACCUCUCUCUGGAUUUAGAGGAAAAAAAUGUUUUAACUGUUCUGGUUGUUUCUUUUCAGCACAGGACGUUCCAAGACCCCAAACUGACCAAACUCAGAAUAAGGCAGAGAUAAACGUAAUCAACAUUUCAAGAUUUUAAAUUCAAAAUGCAUUUUUCCCUAGAGUCAGGAAAUGCCUUUUUACUUGUCUGUUAGACCCAGAGCAGAGAGAAGUCUGACACUAGAACUCUGGACGUGGCUGUUUACGCAGCAAUGCAGUUGUAAAGGUUUGUGUUUGCUGAAUUCCCCUUUCGGUCCCGGAGCUGGCUGCGGGGGGCUCGUUUCCCUCCGGGAGGUAAGAAGGUGCUGAGUUUCCCCGGUCUCCACAGCCCAGUGCUGGGCUUGGUCACCCUGGGCUUUCCCACAGGAGCUUCCCUGGUGACCGAGGGCCCCACAAACCUUCUCCCCCCCGGGCAGAGGGGUUCAGGGCCCCGCUGUGACUACGGCCCCAAACCCAGGGAUGCAGGGAGCCACUCGGUUAUCCCACACCAGCGCUGGGAGCUCCCGGGAGCAGCUGCCCCAGGCACAGGCCAGAGCAGCAGCAGAGCUAAAAUGGGGUUUAUUUUUGAUAGUGCAAGAAGGAAAGUGAAGGAUGUUACAGGCUGGGGUCCCGGGACACACACCUCCCCACCCCAGUCAUUAGAAAAUGAAGUAAGAGACAUGAAGGAGAAGCCAGCAGCUGCGGUGUCAGCAGAAGGGCAGAGAGCUCCCAGGCAGCAGCCCCUACCACAGCAAAGACCUGCCCUCUGGAGGUCAGUCCCAGCUUUCAUGAAAAAUACCAAGACACACACAAAAGUCCAGUUUCCCUGAGGCGUUUCCUCCCCGAGACCAGGCAGUUCCUGCUUCUCCUCAGGACACUGCCAUCCAGUGACCCCCGAACCCCCGGGGCUGCUCUCCCCCCGUGUGCGCAGGUCCAUGGGCACACUUUGCUUGGGAUACUGGGGAACUACUGGGAAAUACAUCAACUGCACAAGUCAACUAAAGCAACUUCUUUUUUCUAAUGUUAGUUCCAUUCUGUGUGUCAUUUCACCCCAGCAGCAGUUUCACAUCACUAAGAAUUUUUUUUCUUUGGGGUUUUUUUAUGGCAUUUUAGAAACAAUACUUUCCUGUGGAGUUUGCCCUUACCUGUUUGGUGCUUUUUUUGUUAGGUUCAGCAGCACUGACAAUAAAAUGCUUCCUCUCCCCUGCAGUGUCACAGCAGCCUGGCAGACACACUCAUUCACGAGACUCAACAGCGAGUUCUUGCACUGGUGGUGUCACCCACUAAAAGUUUUCUGUCACACAGGUUAAAAACAACCAGCCUUGGGAAAUGAUGGGUGGAGAGCAGCCGUGUCACAGCGUGUAACACAGCUCUAACAACAGCCUGACCUCCAGGGGCAAGUUAAACACAGUAGUUUUGUACCAUUUCUGCUAAGACAAUGAUUUUCUAAUAGCUUAUUAAUAUAAGUCUCUUCCUCAUCAAUCCAAGUCUAAAGCUGCUCUUGCUGCUGGUUAUCACAGAGAAAGAGAACAGCAAAAUACCCAGCUUCUGUUUAAAACCCCAACUUUACAGGCACGUGGGUACCUGAAACUGUGUAAGGCAAUUAAUUACCUGGUUCUAGUACGUUCAUUACUGGACACGGAUCACGUCAAGUCUGGGCUUUGGGAAACACCCCAGUAAACACUUGUUGGUGAAAUGUGGUACAUUUUGGGGUGAAGCUGGAAAAGAAGACAGACUCCUUUCCUUUGCUUUGAUGCCAACUAUCCUAAUAAUGAGAAUACACCACCGCUGGAAGCACUACACAGGGGGUGGGAGUGUGUGUGUGUGACCUUCUGUGCCAGCCCAGUCACACAGAUUCCACACACUGAGUUACUUAAUUCUAACAGGAAGGUUUAUCUGCUCAGGCAGAGUUUUAUUUCUGCAGGAAAACCUGUCCACACAUUCCUGUGACAAGACUGACAAAGAACCUGUGUCCCUCUCUGUGCUUUUGGCUGAGCACAGGCAGCAAUUAGGGAAAUACAUUCAUCUUUACAUUACAAACUAUUUACAGGAAGCAGCUUCCAGGAUAAAGUCUGAGAGAAAGGAAUGUAAAUCACCAACACCUUCCAGAAACAGGCGGUCCCUGGGUGGGAGCAGGGCUCACGCUGAACACUUCCCAGCUGGAAAUCUCAGAAGUAGUUUAUUCUACACUAUUUUGAGCCCACUGCUACUUUUCUACCCCUGUCCUACCUGUUCCUGGCACAGCACAUGCAGCAGUGGGAUGGUGUGGGGCAGCCAUGGGCCCUGCUGCAGCACAGGUCGGGCUGCAGGAGCUGGGGCAGAAGAAGGGGCUUCUGUCUCUGCUGACUAAAGCCAAGCUUAGCAUUUAGAAGAAUAAAAAAAAAAACAAACCAUCUCUGCCAGUUUCAAUUUUCAUUACUAGCUGAAGUAUCUCAAUAGCCAUCUGCUUUAGAAAUCACGUGCUUUCAGGCAUUAAAGACUAACAUGGGAAUAUGUGAAUGUUUCAAGAAUACAGCCUCUUACAUCCAUAGUUUGUCUGUAACAGAGAUGACCCCACUGACAGCGUUACACUCCAGUGCCUCCCCCCCCCCCCCGCCUGUUACUGCACCACUAGAAACUCAGUUUUUUAGGGGACCCCACUCCCUCUAACCCGGGUGGAGGGUUUUUCCUGUCUGUUGUACAUACCUGGUAAGUUCAAUAGCGGGGCCCUUGGGCAGAGCUGGCACACUGAACACCAAGGCAAGCAUUGGCAGGCGGUCUCUGCGCGGCACAGGCUGUUUCCCACUGACAGCUCUGCAGAUGUUCUCCUCCUGAAGCACCUCAAGAGGAUUCUGACAACGCACCAUCACCCUCUGCCAGUCCUUAUAGCCUUUGGAAACCAUGUAAAAUGAACAAUUUUAGAAUUGACUUUUCUACCCGGACUAUUUUCUCUCUGCUGACUUGAAGAAUA
This is a messenger RNA of Calidris pugnax (ruff), 10857 nucleotides long. It is a transcript of the gene PLCE1, whose product is annotated as phospholipase C epsilon 1. Gene Ontology annotation, molecular function: phosphatidylinositol-4,5-bisphosphate phospholipase C activity; guanyl-nucleotide exchange factor activity. Lineage: Eukaryota; Metazoa; Chordata; Aves; Charadriiformes; Scolopacidae. Gene Ontology annotation, biological process: small GTPase-mediated signal transduction; lipid metabolic process; phosphatidylinositol-mediated signaling. The transcript is spliced from 33 exons. The record is from RefSeq and is a predicted model, not a curated record. The coding region runs from base 386 to 7300 and encodes 2304 amino acids.